Molecule: messenger RNA, 1981 nt
Organism: Durusdinium trenchii
Lineage: Eukaryota; Dinophyceae; Suessiales; Symbiodiniaceae
Source: the annotation of a GenBank genome assembly
CAGCAUCACAAGAAUAUAUACACAUCUUGUGCCAUGGCCGAUGAGCAACUUGCGCUUCUCUCUUCCAUCACCUGCAAAGACGUGGAAACCUGCCGCAUUGCCUUGGCACGUGUAGGAUGGGACCUGAACCAAGCUGCCCAGCAGCUAAUGUCUGAGCAGAGCUCGAUUGGCCGCUGCACAUGCGGAAAAGAAGGGGAAGGCUACUAUGGCCAAGGUUCCUAUUCUCAGACCUUCUUCUGCCGAGCUUGCUGGAGCCAAUGGUCUUUUGAUGCGGAAAUGGAUCAGGUGGCAGAACAGGAGGGGAUGCUACAACGAGACUUGGGGCUGCUGGAGGCCUCCCAGCUGGAGUUCUUGGGUGCCGAGUACUUUCGCCGCUUGGAGCAGCGCUGGCAGGAGCCCGUGAAGCGCACUGGGGAGUACUUCGCGUGGACCGCUGAGGGCUCUCAGGCCUGGGACGCCUUGGCCACGGCGGCGCGCCAGGGCGUGGCGGAACUCUCCCGCAGCGAGGUUGGCAUGGAGAGUGCUGCCAGGUUCUUGGCCGGUGCGGCGAAGGAGGCUGGGCCACAACUCUGGAAACUCCUCACCAUCUAUGAAAUCCAAGUGGCCUCCCAACUCCCCAGGCGGCAAGCCAGAGAAGCCAAGCCGGUAGGCUGUACAGGCGUGGCGUGCGCCAGUGGACUGCUGGGGCAAACAGAGGAGGUGGACGUCUACAUCUAUGACUAUGGUCGACGAGACAUCGUAGCAAGACUCCAGGCACCGGGCUCUUCGGCGCUGGUCUAUGACCCGGCCUGCACCUUGUGCCCCAUUGGCAUCGGCACCUCCGGCUUGGCGGUCUCGCGGUUCACCCUCUACCCGCGCGGUCUCGCGGGUCGCCCGGCCGCUUCACGGUGCGGGCGCUGGAGCGGCAGUGGGGUGGGUGGACUGCCACUGGCGGCCAUUUUGUGGGAACUCUUAUUGGGUCCGCGCAACCUUCCAGAGGCCAUCGAGUUUCUCAAGGGGCUGGUUUCGCAGAGUGCGCCACCACUUGCUGGAGCAGCCAUGAUGCUGAUGCAGCCUGGUUAUGGAGUUGCCAUGGUCGAAUGGUCAUCAGAGGAGAUUUCCGUGUCGCCCAUUGCCAUGGAAGGAGUUCUGGUGCAUGCCAACCAUUGCAUUUUGGAUUUGCGGGAUGCAGAGAACCCAAAGAUAGCCAGACUUUUGGAGGAUAGUCGGAGAAGACAAGCAGUUGUUGAAGGCAGGGUCGGCUGAAAUGUGUUCAGAUUAUUACGGCAAUUGAUUGUUCCUUCCAAAUGACGGUCGGACAAAAGCCACACGAAGGGGAAUCUCUUGCCCGAGGCUUGUAUGCAGAAGAGCUGCUGGCCGGCAAACCGCCUAUACUAGGCCUGAACCAGCUCCAGUCCUUCUUAUCAGCGACGGGUGUGCAAAACGAUGAUGUUUUGGCCACAGUCAUCAGCUGUCCGGCCAGCAGAGCGUUGUAUGUGAGAUUUCGCUUGCAGGUCACUGGCAUGGAACGGGUGGAGGACACCAUCUCUUGUGAUUUCUGGCAAUGCUUCGAAGGGUAGCCACACGUAUGGAGUAGGGGUGUCGUCACGUAUGGAGUAGGAGAGCACGUCCCAAAAGCGGACUCCACGCGCGUGACGCGAGUGGAUGCUCCAUCCGACCCUACCACGAUGCCCAUGGUUGAGCAAGCCUCGUUGGACCGGUCUCAGAGCGAGACGCUGAGCGCAUUUCGCUCCACACAGGAGCCCGUAGUGUCCUUGCUCCGUUAGCGAUGCCAGCCCCGAUCGUAGCGUCCAACCCACUUCGAUUUGAACCCAACCGUUUUGAAGGGUCAAAACUCAGCUCAGCUGGAAUAGUCACCCCCACGCACCGAACCAGGCGCGACCGCGCCGAAACGGUGGCGUUCGGUGCCCGACCGACGAUGCCGACGGCCGAGCUGUUUCCGAUGUACAUAGGAUGUUUGCCCGAAAGGCGACAGUGAAAC